AUGGCUCCCACUACGUUGGAACAAGAGAACCAUACCCGCGAUGCGGAGUUCAAUCGCGUCCUUCAUGGCAAGUCGUCUCAGGCUAAGGGUGGUUUCGCUGCCAUGCGUGGAAAGGAUGCCGCUGCGCAGAAGGCUGCGGUUGAUGAAUACUUCAAGCACUGGGACAACAAGGAUGCCACCGAGGAAACCGAGGAGAUUCGUGCUGCCCGCCGUGCGGAGUAUGCGACCCUGACCAGACACUACUACAACCUUGCGACCGACUUCUAUGAAUACGGUUGGGGUACCUCGUUCCACUUCUGUCGCUUCGCCCAGGGCGAGCCCUUCUACCAGGCCAUUGCCCGUCAUGAACACUAUCUGGCCCACACCAUGGGCAUCAAGGCCGGUAUGAAGGUCCUCGAUGUCGGCUGUGGUGUUGGCGGUCCCGCGCGCGAGAUUUGCAAAUUUACCGAUGCCAACAUAGUCGGCUUGAACAACAAUGAUUACCAGAUCGAGCGUGCGACUCGCUAUGCUGAACGCGAGGGAUUGAGCGACAAGCUAAGCUUCGUCAAGGGAGAUUUCAUGCAAAUGAGCUUCCCUGAUAACUCAUUCGACGCCGUAUAUGCCAUUGAGGCUACCUGCCAUGCUCCUGAGCUGGAGGGGGUAUAUAAGGAGAUCUUCCGUGUCCUGAAGCCUGGUGGUGUCUUCGGUGUUUACGAGUGGCUCAUGACCGAAGAAUACGACAACGAUAAUGCUGAGCACCGCAAGAUCCGUUUGGGUAUCGAGCAGGGAGAUGGUAUCUCCAACAUGGUCAAGGUGUCUGAGGGUCUGGAGGCUUUCAAGAACGCCGGAUUUGAGACUCUCCACAAUGAAGAUCUGGCUGACCGUCCUGACGAGAUCCCAUGGUACUACCCUCUGGCUGGCUCAUUCAAGCACAUGACCUCGCCUUGGGAUUUCUUCACCAUCGCCCGCAUGACAUGGUGGGGACGUGGCAUCGCCCAUCGUUUCGUCGGUGCCAUGGAGCGCGUUGGCCUCUUCCCCAAGGGUUCCCAGAAGACCGCCGACAGCUUAGCCCUGGCAGGAGACUGCCUCGUGGCCGGUGGUGAGAAGAAGCUCUUCACCCCUAUGUACCUGAUGGUUGGACGCAAGCCCGAGUAA
Aspergillus alliaceus is the source of this 1134-nucleotide messenger RNA. RefSeq names its product sterol 24-C-methyltransferase (gene erg6). Gene Ontology annotation, molecular function: sterol 24-C-methyltransferase activity. The transcript is spliced from 3 exons. The coding region runs from base 1 to 1134 and encodes 377 amino acids. Gene Ontology annotation, cellular component: endoplasmic reticulum. NCBI's taxonomy places the organism in Eukaryota, Fungi, Ascomycota, Eurotiomycetes, Eurotiales, Aspergillaceae. Gene Ontology annotation, biological process: ergosterol biosynthetic process. The record is from RefSeq and is a predicted model, not a curated record.